AUGGAUAAAGGCGUUACUACAGCCGGUGUUAACAGAAAUGGCGACUACCAACAUAACGCCCCAUCUCAAGGGGAACCAGAUAUAAUUGAAACUGAAGUAAACAGAUACCAGAUCCCCAAGUCCAAGGAAGACUUGAAUAGCAUUUUGACACUGUACUACAAAUUAUUGGUUGGUACUAAAGAAUGGAAUGGGGACUAUUUGAAGGGUGAUGUUGAAGGACAGCCAGAUGAUCCAUAUGGCCCCGAAAAGGCUGAAAUAGAAUCUAUUUUAUCCAAAAUUGAUAAACAACAAAAACGAUUUGAAGACGAGGAGUCAGAGUUUAUGAAUGAGUUACUGAAUAUCGAGUUGAACCAACAAGGGGAACUAGACUUGGAGUUAUUAGGCAAACAAGUGGCUGGAUUUUCGUUAUUGUCAAGGGACUAUGACCUUCCCGAGAGUUUACAACGACAGUUUGUCAAGGACGUUCCACGCAAAGAAACCCAGUCUUUUGUCGACAAGGCUGUUGCCGAACUAACAAAUAUAAGUGUGGAUUUCGAAACCAGAGCGAAAGAAUCGGGAAUCGAGGCAAAGUCACCGUUGACGGCCCCAGACCCAAAGCAUGCACCAUUAGGUAAUCUUUACGUUGAAAAGAUAAUAACAACUAAAAUCGCGCAAAGAUUGAAGGAACUCGAAAAUCUUCCAGCCAACAUUGGUACAUUUGAUGGUGACACACUCGAUGAUGUAAAAAUCAAAGCUUUGAUAGAGUUGAAAGGGCUUCGAUUGUUGAAUAAGCAGAAACAGCUCAAGCAUGCCAUUAUUUCUCAUGAAUCUCAACAGGUCAAGUAUGUCCAUCCUCAUCUCAAAAACCUUCCAAUCUGCUUGCUGGAAAAGAGGUCAUUUAGUCUAAGGUCUAAGAUUGAGCAGCAAAACCCCCAAUUAUUAGCAGUACAGUUGGAGCAAUUGAAGAAAGAGGAAGCCAAGGAGUUGAAACGGCAAUUACAUAUUGCCAAAGUUGACCAGAUUCUAGAGAGCUCUCUUGAAAAGAGUAAUGAAAAAUUGGUUGUUAGCAACUAUAGAAGUUACCAUUUGCCAAAGCAGAUUAACAACUUCCAUCAGAUAACUGAAAAGGAAGAGAGCAAGAAACUUGAAAAGAAUGCCAAACUGAGAUUACAAGCUUUGAAAGCCAACGAUGAGGAAGCUUACCUCAAGUUGUUGGAUGAAACAAAGGACCACAGAAUUACACAUCUUUUGAAGCAAACCAACCAGUUCUUAGACUCAUUAACCGAGCAAGUGCGAGCCCAACAAGAUGAAGCAGACGGGAAUUUGGGAACACCAAGAAGCGCUAGUCCAGAAGUUAUGGCAACUACCGCUGCGAUAACUGAAGAUGGUUCAGGCGGUGUACUUGUUAAUAGUAAAGAUGAAUUGCGUGAAAAGACGGAUUAUUAUGAAGUUGCUCAUAAAGUUAAGGAAAAAAUUGUCGAACAGCCUACCAUAUUAGUUGGUGGUAAGCUAAAAGAAUACCAGAUUAAAGGGUUGGAGUGGAUGGUUUCGCUUUACAAUAAUCACCUUAAUGGUAUUUUGGCCGAUGAGAUGGGUUUGGGCAAAACAAUCCAAUCGAUAUCUUUGAUAACCUAUCUUAUUGAAAAGAAACACGAGUCUAAGUUCUUGGUUAUUGUACCACUUUCAACAAUAACAAAUUGGACAUUGGAAUUUGAGAAAUGGGCUCCAUCAGUUAAAAUUAUCGUUUACAAGGGUUCACAGCAACAACGAAGGUCGUUGCAAUCAGACGUAAGGUAUGGGAAUUUCCAAGUAAUGCUUACAACUUAUGAAUAUGUUAUACGUGAACGUCCGUUGCUCGCUAAAUUCCAUUACUCCCAUAUGAUUAUUGAUGAAGGGCAUAGGAUGAAGAAUGCAAACUCCAAGCUUUCUCAAACGUUAAGACAGUAUUAUAAGACGAAGAACAGAUUAAUUUUGACUGGUACGCCAUUGCAAAACAAUUUACCCGAAUUAUGGGCAUUGCUAAACUUUGUGUUGCCCAAAAUUUUCAACUCGGUCAAGUCCUUUGAUGAGUGGUUCAACACCCCAUUUGCAAACACUGGAGCCCAGGAAAAGAUUGAGUUGACGGAAGAAGAGUCAUUGUUGGUUAUUCGAAGAUUGCACAAAGUUUUAAGACCAUUCCUUUUGAGAAGAUUAAAGAAGGAUGUUGAAAAGGAUUUGCCCGAUAAGGUUGAAAAAGUGUUGAAGUGUAACUUAUCGGGAUUGCAAUAUGUUCUCUACCAACAAAUGUUGAAACACAAUGCAUUGUUUGUGGGGGCUGAAGUAGGAGGUGCCAAGAGCGGUAUCAAAGGUUUGAACAACAAGAUUAUGCAAUUGAGAAAAAUUUGUAACCAUCCAUUUGUGUUUGAGGAAGUGGAAACAGUAUUAGAUUCGCUGAAAUUGACCAACGACUUAAUUUGGCGAACAAGUGGUAAAUUCGAAUUAUUGGAUCGUAUCUUGCCCAAGUUUAAAAAGAGUGGGCAUCGUGUUUUAAUGUUUUUCCAAAUGACGCAGAUCAUGGAUAUCAUGGAGGAUUUUCUUCGAUUCAGAGACUUGAAAUAUUUGAGAUUAGAUGGUUCUACCAAGGCUGAUGAGCGUCAAGAUAUGUUGAAGGUGUUUAAUGCACCAGAUUCCGAUUAUUUCUGCUUUCUUUUGUCAACACGUGCUGGUGGUUUGGGCUUGAACUUGCAAACUGCUGAUACUGUGGUCAUUUUCGAUACUGAUUGGAAUCCUCACCAGGAUUUACAGGCCCAGGAUCGUGCCCAUAGAAUAGGUCAAAAGAAUGAGGUCCGUAUUUUGAGAUUGAUCACCAAUGAUUCAGUUGAGGAAGUGAUUUUGGAAAGAGCACAUCAGAAAUUGGAUAUUGACGGUAAGGUUAUUCAAGCAGGUAAGUUUGACAACAAGUCCACUGCUGAAGAGCAAGAGGAGUUUUUGAAACGUUUGCUAGAAGCAGAUGCAACUGGCGGUGACAAUGACGAAAACGAUUCGCUUGAUGAUGAGGAGUUGAAUGAAAUUUUGGCAAGAUCAGAGCAAGAAAGGGAAUUGUUUACGAAAUUAGAUGAAGAGAGAAAACAGCAUGAUCAAUAUGGUCAACAUAGGUUGAUUGAAAAGGAUGAGUUGCCAAAGAUCUUUACCGAAGACAUUUCCCAUCAUUUUGAGAAAAACACUGAGGAACUUGGUCGGAUGAGAGAAAAGAAAAGAGUCAUGUACGAUGAUGGAUUGAGUGAAGCCCAGUGGUUGAAGGCGAUGGAUGAUGAUAAUGAUAGUGUUGAGGAUGCCAUCAAGCGCCGUAUGUCUCGCAUCAAUGCAAGAAAAAGAAACAAGGCAAGCAGAGAAGGACUUUUGGUUGAGGAUAUAAAUGAUGAUGAAGUCGGUGAGGAGGACGAUGAAGAUUUUGAAGCUGUCGCCCAGCCAAGGAAGAGACAACGUCGUUCAAAAACUCCGGUUGCCAGCUCCACCAAGGAUGAACAAGACAAAUCCGAAGGUUCAGAAUUUGAGGGCGAUGUUACGAACGAGGUUGCAACCAAUGGAAGCGGUGCAUCUGACGACUUAGAAGCACAGUGUCUUGCCGUCUUGGAUGAAAUUAUGGAGUUAACCGAUGAGUCGGAUGGCCAUAAACUAAGUGAAUUGUUUGUGAAAUUGCCGUCAAGGAAAUUGUACCCCGAUUACUAUUCCGUCAUAAAGUAUCCAAUUUCCCUCAAUCAAAUGAGAAAGAAGAUCCAAAAUGAAGUAUAUGGUUCAUUUGAUGAAUUCGUUGUCGAUGUAAAACAAAUGUGCUUGAAUGCAAAGACAUUCAACCAAGAAGGGUCUUUUGUGCACGCUGACGCUAUAGUGAUAGAGGACUUGAUAGAUUCAAAAGUGAAUCGUGGGUGA
Messenger RNA from Lodderomyces margitis, 3888 nucleotides. Its product is annotated as RSC chromatin remodeling complex ATPase subunit. Gene Ontology annotation, molecular function: DNA binding; histone binding; ATP-dependent chromatin remodeler activity. The coding region runs from base 1 to 3888 and encodes 1295 amino acids. The record is from RefSeq and is a predicted model, not a curated record. Gene Ontology annotation, cellular component: nucleus. Lineage: Eukaryota; Fungi; Ascomycota; Pichiomycetes; Serinales; Debaryomycetaceae. The transcript has a single exon. Gene Ontology annotation, biological process: positive regulation of transcription by RNA polymerase II.